Messenger RNA from Vigna radiata var. radiata (mung bean), 2784 nucleotides. Its product is annotated as protein NPGR2-like. Bases 301 to 2481 code for a protein of 726 amino acids. The record is from RefSeq and is a predicted model, not a curated record. The transcript is spliced from 6 exons. NCBI's taxonomy places the organism in Eukaryota, Viridiplantae, Streptophyta, Magnoliopsida, Fabales, Fabaceae. Gene Ontology annotation, molecular function: protein binding.
UCUUCUCGCAUACGCUUCCAGUUUCUCUCCCAAGCAAACACCGCUAACAGUAACAGUUUCGUUCCCAUCUCAAACCAAAGCAUAAUAAAAUAAGCGAAAAAGGAAAAGCAAAAGAUGAGAAAAAAGCUUUCAAUGCUUUUAUUCACUCAAAGCAUUCAAAGGUUCCUUCCACUGUAGAAAAGAAGAAAACAAACUCAGAAAUGGCGGUUACUGUUAGUGUCCCCAGUCAUUCCUCAACACUCUGCUUUUCUUCUACUAUAAACAAAAGUAUUGUUGCGGAGAAGAGGUUUUUGAGGCGGCAUGGGGAGUAGGGUUAAGCAGGGGAGGAGAUUGCAGAAGAUGAUGAAGUGUCUGUGUGUGAGGGAGCCGGUGAAAGGUGAGGAUGAAACGGUUCCUUCCUCGGAAUCUCUUGGAAUCAGGGAAUUUUAUUCAUCAACGGCGAGUGGGCGUUCUGGCCUCGAUGGAGAAAUUGAGAUGUUGGGGUCUGAUUCUAGUAAAAUAGACGAAACUGAAUUGUCUUUGCGUGAGAGUGGCAUCUUGGACAAUGAGGAAGCUAGUGCUCUGUUAGGAAGAGAUGAAUAUCAUAAAGGGAAUAUAGAAGCUGCUUUACGUGUUUAUGAGAAAAUAAAUAUAGGCGCUGUGACUUCCAAGAUGAAAAUUUCCCUUGCCAAAAGCAGAGAACGCCCCAAAAAGCACUCCUAUUAUUAUGCUACUCCCCCAAUGUCCAUGUACACGGCUGGAUUACUGUUGGAAGCAAUUUUCCUAAAAACUAAAUGCUUGCAGGUUCUAGGGAGGUUUAAAGAAGCUGCCCAAACUUGUAUAGUUAUUCUGGACACAGUUGAAUCUUCAUUCCCUGAAGGCUUGCCUCAAAACUUUGGCAACGAGGGUAAAUUGCAGGAGACUUUGAGUAAGGUAGUUGAGCUACUUCCAGAUUUGUGGAAACUUGCUGAUUCUCCCCGUGAUGUCAUUUUGUCUUACCGGCGUGCACUCCUACACAAAUGGAAUCUUGAUGCAAAAACCAUAGCAAGGAUUCAGAAAGAAUUUGUUGUUUUUCUUCUGUAUAGUGGAGGGGAAGCAAUCCCCUCGAAUCUUCGUUCCCAUAUGGACAACUCUUUUGUACCUAGAAAUAACUUAGAAGAGGCUAUACUCCUUCUAAUGAUUUUGCUAAGAAAAAUUACUCUAAAUAAACUUGAGUGGGAUCCAUCAAUUUUGGAUCACCUUGCAUUUGCUCUAUCUGUUUCAGGGGACUUGACAGCUUUAGCCAAUCAAUGGGAAGAAUUACUCCCUGGGACUGUCAAUCGUAGAGAAAGAUACCAGGCCUUAUCUCUUUGUUAUUAUGGAGCAGGUAAGGACUUGGUAGCAUUGAAUCUUCUUAGAAAAUUGUUGAGUAAAGAGGACCCAAAACAUGUUCCCUCUUUGUUAAUUGCUUCUAAGAUUUGUUGUGAGAACCCUGAUCUUGCAAAAGAUGGGGCAAGCUUAGCUCGCAAGGUGCUUGAGAACUUGGAUGGGAAAUGUAAUCAGUUGGAAGGUCUUUCUAGUUGCUUACUUGGUGUUUCACUUUCAACACACUCAAAAUUUUGUAUUUCUAAUUCUGAGAGGGUUGAGAAACAAACCGAGGCACUACAUUCUCUGGAAACUGCACACAAAGUGACUGGAAUGAGUAACCCCCUUGUAAUAUACAGUUUGAGUUUAGAAUAUGCAGAGCAAAGGAAGUUGGAUGCGGCACUUCAUUAUGCAAAAUGCUUUCUAAACUUGGAAGCUGGGUCUAGUGUUAAAGGGUGGUUAUUGUUAGCCCGAAUAUUAUCUGCUCAGAAACAGUUUUUAGAUGCUGAAUCUAUCCUCAAGGAGGCCUUGGAUCAGACUGGAAUAUGGGAUCAAGGAGAGUUACUACGAACAAAAGCUAAACUACAAAUAGUGCAGGGCCAGUUAAAAACUGCCAUUGAAACAUAUACUCACCUUCUUGCUAUUCUCCUAGUUCAGAGAAAGACGUUUGGUUCAAGGAAGACGCUAUAUAAGGACUACAUAGAUCAUGCUAGGAACAUGGAAAUAGAAAUAUGGCAUGAUCUUGCGUAUGUUUACAUAAGUCUGUCACGAUGGCAUGAUGCAGAGGUGUGUCUUUCGAAAUCUAAGGCCAUCAAACUAUACUCUGCUUCUAGAUGUCAUGCAAUAGGUACUAUGUACGAAGCAAAGGGGGUUCACGAAGAGGCUUUAAAAGCUUUUCGUGAUGCUUUGAAUAUAGAUCCCGGACAUGUCCCUAGCUUGAUCUCUACUGCGGUGGUCCUUAGGAGGUGCAGUAAUCGGUCAAAUCCUGCUAUCAGAAGCUUUCUGAUGGAUGCACUACGGCAUGACAGAUAUAACGCUUCUGCAUGGUAUAAUCUUGGCAUUUUCCACAAGGACGAGGGUACAAUGCUAGAAGCUGCAGAAUGUUUUGAGACAGCCAACUUUCUUGAAGAAUCGGCUCCAGUUGAACCUUUCAGAUGAUUCACUCAGCGUACAUUAUUGUUAUUCUGUCUCACUCUUUUCAUAAAUUCAUGUACCAACACUCCCUCUCACACUCUGUCAUAUUAUUCAGGUAAAAGUGAGGUGAGUUUGGUUUUAUUUUUCUAUUUGCCGCCGGUCUUGUUCACAAAUUAGUAGAAGGAUACCAUACCCAUAAAUUCUAAACAAGAGAAGAAUGCUAAAAAAAGAGUGUUGUUAGUUAAUGUGUUACCGACACUCAUUUCAUGUAUGAUUUCCAUGUCUUCCCGAGUUCAAUAAGAAAAGCAUGCUUCAUGAUUUGCUUUU